AUGUAUAAAAGCAUAGAUAAAAUACAUGAGUUGUAUUUUAUCAGCAUAAAUAAUGAUGUCAAAGGAUCUAGCCUUGUCUUUUUUCUUUUCUUUCUUCCUUUUACUUAUCAUCUGCUCUACUCUUUUAAUCAAAAGCUACGCUACCUCAAGGCCUCAAGACCACUUCUACUUUACUACAAGACCUACCCUACCUUACUUUACUCUUCUACUCUCUUGGCCUCGUAUGCAAAUCUACUAGCCUCUUCUCAUCCAUCAAGGAGGGAACCACUUGUUUCCGUACAGUGAUGUUCCAAAUGCCCUCUUCUUGUCG
Gilbertella persicaria is the source of this 310-nucleotide messenger RNA. RefSeq lists its product as uncharacterized. The coding region runs from base 1 to 285 and encodes 94 amino acids. The transcript is spliced from 3 exons. The record is from RefSeq and is a predicted model, not a curated record. Lineage: Eukaryota; Fungi; Mucoromycota; Mucoromycetes; Mucorales; Choanephoraceae.